AUGGCGGCGAUGGUAGCUCGGGACUCGUCGGGAUCUGUUGUAUGGUGGCGGGUUACUAAAAUUACGGGGAACGUCCGGCCAGUGGAAGGGGAAGCACAUGCAGCCCUACGAGCCAUCCGAGAAGCUUUGAAGAAUGGGUGGAACUCAAUCAUCUUGGAGGGCCACUGCCUCCAACUUAUUUCUGCUCUGCAGGAGGAGGAGCAAUCUCUUCACUCUUUUGGAGCAUUUGUCGAAGAAAUUAAGGGUUUAGGUCUUUCAUUUAGUUCUUGCAAAUUUUCGUUCGUUAAAAGGCACUGUAAUAAACUCGCUCAUUCGCUCGCGAGUCUCCAUUUGUCUGACAUUCAGGAAGGCUCCAAUCUCCCUGUUGAACUGGCUAUGGUAGCCUAA
Erythranthe guttata (spotted monkey flower) is the source of this 387-nucleotide messenger RNA. The record is from RefSeq and is a predicted model, not a curated record. NCBI's taxonomy places the organism in Eukaryota, Viridiplantae, Streptophyta, Magnoliopsida, Lamiales, Phrymaceae.